This is a messenger RNA of Amoebophrya sp. A120, 366 nucleotides long. NCBI's taxonomy places the organism in Eukaryota, Dinophyceae, Syndiniales, Amoebophryaceae. The record is from the annotation of a GenBank genome assembly.
AUGAAGAUUCCGAUGAAGUUUUGGAAUAAUUCGCCUUUGUUUGUUUGUGUAGCAUUAUCAUCUGCGAGGAUGAAAGGUACAUGUCGGAAUAGCCACGACAUCACAUCUUCAAAUUCUUUAGUCUUACGAGAAGCUAAGGAAAAGAUCGGGAAUAAACCUCCAAAGUCAUCGGCUCUAGGUCUUUUUCCAGAUUUUUUUGAAGUCAAAUCGAAGGGUAAGAACGAUCCACAGACCGGCACUUUAUCUGUAGUUUUAUGUUUCUUUGGUAGUCUUGUUUCGCUCUUCCGUUUGAGUUUUUCACAAAAGAGCUUAUCCAGCUUGCGAUGUCAUAAUUGCAUCGCAGUGGCGGAUAGCUCUGUUUUCUGA